AUGGCCUAUAGUCCCUAUGGCCUCGUGGCCAUAACCAGGAAGUGGCGCAACAAGGGCGCCGGCGCCGCCGCCGCUUAUAAGGGCUGCUGGCGGGGCUGCGGACAUCAGUUCAGUGAACCAAGCGACCUGAUGAGGAUUGCCGUGGUCUUCUUGUGUGUGGCCCUGAUGGCCGUGGUCGCCCACGCCUCGCCGGGCCGGAGGUACGGCGGCGGCGGCGGAGGUGGAGGCAAGAGCCGGGGAGGCGGAGGCGGCAGGAGCUACGGAGGAGGUGGAGGAAGCAGGGGUGGUGGAGGAGGAGGAUAUGGUGGAGGAGGAGGAGGAGGAGGUGGAAGAAAGAGUGGUGGUGGAGGCGGAGGAGGAUAUGGUGGAGGAGGAGGAGGAGGAAGAAAGAGUAGUGGUGGAGGUGGAGGAGGAUAUGGUGGAGGAGGAGGAGGAGGAGGAAGAAAGAGUAGUGGUGGAGGUGGAGGAGGAUAUGGUGGAGGAGGAGGAGGAGGAAAGAGUGGUGGUGGAGGCGGAGGAGGAUACGGUGGAGGAGGGGGUGGAGGAGGAAAGGGCGGAGGUGGAGGAGGUAGCAGGUACGGCGGAAAAUGAAAGAACCACAAAGAAUUGGCGAGCAAAGAAUUGUCCGUUCCUCCUCCCUCCCCUCCACGGCUCGGCUGCGUCCCGGCUUCCCCGGCUUCCCCGGCGGCCCGGCGCCGUCCUGGCCGUUUCACGGCUUCCCGAUCCUGACACCAUUCCUGCACACACACUUGUGUUUAUACAUAUAUAUAUAUUUAUAUAUACAUACAUACAUACAUACAUACAUAUAUAUAUAUAUAUAUAUAUAUAUAUAUAUAUAUAUAUAUAUAUAUAUCGUGCACGUGUGUGUCUGUGUGAAUAUGCAGUAUAAAACAUACAUGCACAUUCCCAUCUUCAUUCUAGUGUAAGAGCAUAAACUUUCA
Messenger RNA from Penaeus indicus, 941 nucleotides. RefSeq names its product ctenidin-3-like. The record is from RefSeq and is a predicted model, not a curated record. NCBI's taxonomy places the organism in Eukaryota, Metazoa, Arthropoda, Malacostraca, Decapoda, Penaeidae. The coding region runs from base 1 to 591 and encodes 196 amino acids. The transcript is spliced from 3 exons.